CCCGCAGCAGCCACAGGGGGAACCAAAGAGACAGAAGCCUUCCCAGCUGCCCGGACCACAGACGCCAACACCCCCCGCCCCCCACCACACGCCCGCCCGCCCGCGCCCCGCACGCUAGCCCACGACCGAGCGGCGGCGGCAGUAGCAGGCUGCAGGCGGCGGCGACUCGCACCGGCGUGCUCCUGGCAGCGCUCGCCAUCCCAGGUGACUUGGACUCGCCAGAUCGGCUGGCCCCGGUCCCCCGCCCCAGCUCCCGCUCGCGCCCCGGGCCCAGGUUCCGGGUCCCACCCGCCCUCCUGCCCUCUCCCGCCUUUCCGCUCCCCAGCUCGCGGGAAGGGAGGUCGCGGCAGCGGCCUGGCGGCACCGGCGACCGUGGCGACAGCGGCAACAGUGGCGGCGGCGGUGGCGGCAGCGGCGGCGGCGGCGGCGGAGGCUGCGGCGGCGACCGUGGCAGAGGCGGUGGCAGAGGCCUCCGUGGCAGAGGCGGAAGCAGAGGUGGAGGCUGAAGUGGAGGCCGAGGCCUCAGUAGAGGAGGCAGUGGCGGAGGCCAACCUGCGGGAGGCAGCGGCCUCCCUGGCAGGGGAGGAGGCGGAGGCCGCCCUGGCGGCCGCGGCCGUGGCCGAGGCCAGCGCGGCCGAAGCAGCCUCUGCAGCAGAGGUUGCGGCGCCCCCCUUGGGGGAGGCGGAUGCGGAUGCGGAUGCAGAGGUGGCGGCGGCUGCAGAUGCAGAUGCGGAGACGGGCGGGGGCUCCGAGGGGAACCCAGACUUUCCUAUGGCCUCACUGUACGUGGGCGACCUGCACCCUGAGGUGACAGAGGCAAUGCUGUACGAGAAGUUCAGCCCGGCCGGGCCCAUCCUCUCCAUCCGCAUCUGCAGGGACAAGAUUACCCGCCGCUCGCUGGGCUACGCGUAUGUCAACUACCAGCAACCGGUGGACGCCAAGCGGGCCCUGGAGACCCUGAACUUCGAUGUCAUCAAGGGCAGGCCAGUGCGCAUCAUGUGGUCGCAGCGGGACCCAUCGCUCCGCAAGAGCGGGGUGGGCAACGUCUUCAUCAAGAACCUGGGCAAGACCAUUGACAACAAGGCGCUAUACAACAUCUUCUCGGCGUUUGGCAACAUCCUCUCCUGCAAAGUGGCCUGCGACGAAAAGGGGCCCAAGGGCUACGGGUUUGUGCACUUCCAGAAACAGGAAUCAGCCGAGCGGGCCAUCGAUGCGAUGAAUGGAAUGUUCCUGAACUACCGCAAAAUUUUCGUUGGGAGAUUCAAAUCGCACAAAGAACGAGAGGCGGAAAGGGGAGCCUGGGCCAGGCAGUCCACCAGUGCUGACGUCAAGGAUUUCGAGGAAGACACUGACGAGGAGGCCACCUUGCGAUGAAGACAUCUCGGGAGCGGGCCAGCCAGCAGAGCCAACCGUUGGCUCCCACCCGGUUUACAACCCUCCCUUUGACCCCUUAACCCACCAGCAGUGUAUUGUAUUGGGAGUGCAGGUCUCUCUCUCUUUCUCCCCACCCCUUUCCCCUCUCUCUCUCUCCCUCUCUCUCUCUCUUCCAGUCUCCACCCCUCCCUCUUUCUCUUCUCCCCUUCCCUCCUCUCGCUUCCCCUCUUCUCCCCUCCUCUCCCCUUCCCUCCCCUCCCUUCCUCUCCCUUCCCACCACUCCCCUCCCUUCUUCCCCUCUCCUGUCUUCUCCCUUCCCUUGCCUUUACCCCAACCCAUCAAGGGCGUUGUGAAUAACCUUGCUAAUCUGUGCCACUUGAUAGGUUACAGGCUGCCUCUUCUCCUUGUGGUCUGGUUUAAAAAGCACUUUCAUUCUCCCUUUGUUUACUACACAGGUGAUAACAAUUUCAUGGUAGAAAGCUCAAUAAGGAGAAGGAAGUCAGAUGAGGCAAAACCAAGAAAGCAGUUACUCCCUGUGAUCCUACCACCCAGAGACAACCACUUUUACCUUUUUGGUGUGCUGCUUUUCCGGGCUCUCCUCUCUGCCCUUCCUCACCACCACCCCACCUUCCCUUUUAACACACUGUUAUAGAAUGGUUCCUUAUGUGCUGUUUCUUAACCUGCUUUCAGAAACUAAAACCAAACAAAAAUCAACCCACUGAACUUGUUUCCAUGUUAUUCAACAGGCUUCCAAAACGUCAUUUUCAGUGCCUGCCGAGUGUAUCCAUGCACCUUAACAUUUCUGUAAUCAUUCCCGCACUGUGGGACAUUCAGGUGGUGCCUAGUUUUCUUCCU
Messenger RNA from Manis pentadactyla (Chinese pangolin), 2229 nucleotides. It is a transcript of the gene PABPC1L2B, whose product is annotated as poly(A) binding protein cytoplasmic 1 like 2B. Lineage: Eukaryota; Metazoa; Chordata; Mammalia; Pholidota; Manidae. Gene Ontology annotation, cellular component: cytosol; cytoplasmic stress granule; ribonucleoprotein complex. The transcript has a single exon. Gene Ontology annotation, molecular function: poly(A) binding; mRNA 3'-UTR binding; poly(U) RNA binding. The record is from RefSeq and is a predicted model, not a curated record. The coding region runs from base 772 to 1374 and encodes 200 amino acids.